AUGACCGCAUUUUGGAGACGUUCGGCCUCUCUGACUGCCUGCCUCUCUGCCUGCCUGCUUCUCUGCCUGUCUGCCUCUCUGUCCGCCUCUCUGCCUGCCUGCCUGCCUCUCUGCCUCUCUGCCAGCCUGUCUCUCUGUCUGCCUGCUUCUCUGCCGUCCUGCCUCUCUGCCUGCCCGCCUCUCUGCCGGCCCGCCUCUCUGCCGGCCCGCCUCUCUGCCGGCCCGCCUCUCUGCCUGCCUGCCUGCAUUUCUGCCUGCCUCUGCCUGCCUACUUCUCUGUUUGCCUCUCUGCCCGCCUGCCUGCCAUUCCGCCUGACUAUCUGCCUGCCUCUCUGCCUGCCCGCCUCUCUGCCUGCCCGCCUCUCUGCCUGCCCGCCUCUCUGCCUGCCGGCCUCUCUGCCUGCCCGCCUCUCUCUGCCUACCUCUCUGCAUGCCUCUGCAUCUCUGCCUGUCCGCCUCUCUGCCUGCCUGCCUGCCUGCCUUUCUGCCUUCCUCUCUGCCUGCCUGCUUCUCUGGCUGCAUCUCUGUCUGCCUCACUUCCUGCCUCACUGCCUGUCUGCCUGCCUUUCUGCCUGCCUCUCUCCCCUGUCUGCCUUUCCCGCCUGCCUCUCUGCCUGCAUCUCAGCCUGCCUGCAUCUCAGCCUGCUACUCUGCCUGCUACUCUGCCUGCCUGCCUUUCUCUUCUCUGCCUGUCUGCCUGCUCGUCCCUCUGCCUGCUUGCCUUUCUGUCUGCCUCUCUCCCUGCCUGCCUCUUUGCCUGCCUGCCUCUCUGCCUGCCUGCCUCUCUGCCUGCUUCUCUGCCUGCCUGAUUUUAUGCUUGCCUGCCUCUCUGCCUCUCUGCCUGCAUCUCUACCUGCCUGCUUCUCUGCCUGCCUGCCUGCUUCUCUGCCUCUCUGUCUGCUCGUCCCUCUGCCUGCCUGGCUUUCUGCCUGCCUGCUUCUCUGCCUCUCUGCCUGCCUGCCAUUCCGCCUGCCUUUCUGUCUGUCACUCUGCCUGCCCGCCUCUCUGCCUGCUUGCCUUUCUGCCUGCCUCUCUGCCUGCCUGCUUCUCUGCCUAUCUGCCUCUCUGCCUGCACGCCUCUCUGCCUGCCUGCUUCUCUGUCUGACUCACUGCCUUCCUUUCUGCCUGCCUCUCUCCAUGCCUGCCUCUCUGCCUGCCUGCUUCUCUGCCUGUCUGCCUUUCUGUCUGCCUGCCUGCCUCUCUGCCUGCCUCUCUGCGUGUCUGCUUCUCUGUCUGCUCUCUGCCUCUCUGCCUGCCUGCCUGCCUGCCUGCCUUUAUGCCUGCCUCUCUGCCUGUCUGCUUCUCUGCCAAUCUGCCUCCCUAUCUGCCCACCUCUCUGCCUGCCUGUCUUUAUGGCUGCCUCUCUGCCUGUCUGCUUCUGUGCCUGGCUCUCUGCCUGCCAGCCUUUCUGUCUGUCUUUCUGUCUGCCUCUCUGCCUGCCAGCAUUUCUGUCUGCCUUUCUGUCUGCCUCUCUGCCUGCCAGCUUCUCUGCCUAUCUCCCUGCCUGGCUUUCUGUCCGCUUCUCUGCCUGCCUGCAUGCCUGCUUCUCUGCCUCUCUGCCUGUCUGCUUGCUCGUCUCUCUGCCUGCCUGGCUUUCUGCCCGCUUCUCUGCCUGCCUGCCUGUCUUUAUGCUUGCCUCUCUGCCUUCCUGCCUCUCUGCUUGCCUGCUUCUCUGCCUCUCUCUCUCUCUCUCUCUCUCUCUCUCUCUGUGUGUGUCUCUGCCUGUCUGCUUCUCUGCUCUCUCUCUCUCUCUCUGUCUCCCAGCCUCUCUGUCUGCCUGCCUUUAUGCCUGACACUCUGCAUGCCUGCUUCUCUGCCUGCCACUCUGCCAGCCUGCCUCUCUGCCUGCCUCUCUGCCUGCCUGCUUCUCUGCCUGUCUGCAUCUCUGCCCGCCAGUCUUUAUGCCUGCCUUUCUGUUUGCCUGCUUCUCUGCUCGCCUCUCUGCCUGCCUGCCUUUAUGCCUUCCUUUUUCCUGCCCACCUCUCUGCCCGCCUGCCUUUCUGCCUGCCUUUCUGCACGCCUGCCUUUCUGCCUGCUUCUCUGCCUACCCGCCUCUCUGUCUGCCUGCCUUUAUGCCUGCCUCUCUGCCUCCGUGCUUCUCUGCCUACCUCUCUGUCUGCCUACCUCUCUGCCUGCCUGCCUCUCCGCCUGCCCGCCUGUCUUUAUGCCUGCCUCUCUGUCUGCCUGCUUCUCUGCUUGCCUCUCUGUCUGCCUCUCCGCCUGCACGCCUCUCUGCUUGCCUGCCUUUCUGUCUGCCUUUCUGUCUGCCUCUCUGCCUGCCUUUAUGCCUGCCUCUCUGCCUGCCUACCUCUCUGCCUGCCUGCCUCUCCGCCUGCCCGCCUCUCUUUCUGCCUGCCUUUCUGCCUGUCUCUCUGCCUCCGUGCUUCUCUUCCUGCCUUUCUGCCUUUAUGCCUGCCUCUCUGCCUUUAUGUCUGCCUCUCUGCCUGUCUGCCUCUCUGCCUGCCUGCCUCUCUGCCUGUCUCGGGGUUGAGAUAG
Messenger RNA from Acanthosepion pharaonis, 2496 nucleotides. The record is from the annotation of a GenBank genome assembly. Lineage: Eukaryota; Metazoa; Mollusca; Cephalopoda; Sepiida; Sepiidae.